Messenger RNA from Grammomys surdaster, 1715 nucleotides. RefSeq names its product atypical chemokine receptor 1 (Duffy blood group) (gene Ackr1). The transcript is spliced from 2 exons. The record is from RefSeq and is a predicted model, not a curated record. Bases 661 to 1665 code for a protein of 334 amino acids. Gene Ontology annotation, biological process: chemokine-mediated signaling pathway; inflammatory response; regulation of chemokine production. NCBI's taxonomy places the organism in Eukaryota, Metazoa, Chordata, Mammalia, Rodentia, Muridae. Gene Ontology annotation, cellular component: membrane. Gene Ontology annotation, molecular function: C-C chemokine binding.
AGAUAGCAAUGCACACACCCAGGCACCACCCAGCAUCUAGCACUCAGAUGGGGGCAUGCUGAUAACCAACACAGACACACAGAUAAAUACGUACAUUCCUCCACUCAUGCUGCAGCACACAAAGGCAUCCAGCUAAAUGCCUACUCUCAGUCUGGACAGAGCCAACACCAAAUACCAUUAGCACGCCUUCCCCUAAACAGGGGAACUUUUGAACUCUCCUUGGAUCUCAUUCAAAGGAAUAGAGAACAGAGAGUCAUCAGGUGCCUGGUCACUCCAACUUCCCAGCACAUCUCUUAUCUCUGCUUCACAAGUCACCCCUGGCCCCUCAUCCUUCCCUUGCUGGGAAGAUCCUUGGUUUCUUCCUUGUCACGUUUGGGAAAAUUCCCCCUUUGUGGACCUCACCAUGUUCUUUUCCUGAGGUCAUUCUGACCAGUCAAAUCCAGCUUCAAAACAGGAAGCUCCAGGACAGUGCCCUAUGCUAGCCCAAGCUUUAAGAAGGCAGUGGGUGUGAGGCUGAGCUUCCUGAGUGUGACCCCGAACACACACACCCUGGCUCUGCCUAGAACCUGAGAGCAUUUAUCAGCCCAGGGCACUUAUCUUGGAGCCACAGCUGUGACAGAGUCCAGGCCCUGUACUCUGCUGCCCUGAGUCUGCAGUGCCAUGGGGAACUGUCUGUACCCGGUGGAAACCCUUUCACUAGACAAGAAUGGAACUCAGUUUACUUUCGAAAACUGGAAUGAUUUUUAUGAAGAUAACGCCUCCUAUGAAUUCCUAAGUGACUACAACCUGACAGAAGCUGCUCCCUGCUACUCCUGUAACCUGCUUGACAGUUCUUCACUGCCCUUCUUCAUUCUCACCAGUGUCCUGGGCAUGCUGGCAAGCGGUGGCAUCCUCUUCACAAUUCUCAGACCUUUCUUCCACUGGCAGAUUUGCCCCAGCUGGCCCAUUCUGGCACAGUUAGCAGCAGGCAGUGCCCUGUUCAGCGUUGCAGUGCCCAUCCUGACACCAGGCUUAUACAGUGCCCAUAGCACAGCCCUGUGCAGCCUGGGCUACUGGGUCUGGUAUACUUCUGCUUUUGCCCAGGCUCUGUUGAUAGGAUGCUAUGCCUGCCUGAACCCCAGACUGAAUAUUGGUCAAUUUCCUGGCCUCACCUUGGCAGUCAGUGUGGGACUUUGGGGAGCAGCUGCUCUCUUAGGGAUACCAGUCGCUCUGGCCAGUGAUGUUUACAAUGGCCUCUGCACCUUUCCAUUCUACAGUGACACAGAAGCUUUGAAGUACACACAUUCUGCCAUCUGUUUUAUCAUCUUCACAGUAUUGCCACUGACUCUUUUGGCAGCCAAGGGGCUGAAGACAGCAUUGAGCAAGGGGCCAGGCCCCUGGGUUAGUGUCCUGUGGAUCUGGUUCAUUUUCUGGUGGCCUCAUGGGGUGGUUCUCAUAUUUGAUGCCUUGGUAAGGUCCAAAAUCAUGCUUCUGCAUACAUGUCAAUCCCAGAAGAUUCUUGACGCAAUGCUGAAUGUGGCAGAAGCCUUGAGUAUGCUGCACUGUGUGGCUACACCACUGCUCCUGGCCCUGUUCUGCCACCAGACCACCAGUAAAUUCUUGCCCUCACUCUCCCUCCCUGCAAGACAGGCUUCUCAAAUGGAUGCCCUUGUAGGCAAGUCGUAGUUUUUUUCCCACAUGUCAACUUAAAUUAAAGUCUAUACUGCUUUUAUGAA